UGUAUGGUUCUUUCAGUGGAUAAAUGUUCAGUGACUACGAAAAGGCGUAUGAAAUAAAUAUGAAAAAACAGAGUACACAGGAAUACGUCAUUAAUUAUCAACGGUAUCCAUAGUACAUUUACGAAUAGAAUAGUGUGCCCUGCAAGAUGACUUCAUUAAUAAUAUUAGCAACAGUGCUGGUCAUGACGCACGCCCAGAGUUUUCUCACGACUGACCAUACUUUUCGACAGGUGAUGACAACGUGUUUCGGAGAAGACCUGUUUUUCGGACUCAUUAAGACUUUUAACGACAUCUUGCGCGAGUGUUCUCAGACGGACUUCGACCUCGAAAUUGCCCCACCGCUGGAUUACCAGGCGCUUUUUGACACCCUGGCGCGUAAUGGUCUCCGUCCUCAACCUCUGCCCGUGUCACAGCCUCCUCUCUCUCCAAUCGUGCCUACCACAUUUCACCUGGCAGCCGUCACUGUAACCGAGCGACUCUCCAACUACACGUGCGCCUUGGACAAGCUGGAGGUGAUUAAUAACGACUUCGACCUCCAGUACGAAAAAAUAAAAGAAGACCUAGAUAAUUUACGGAUCGACCAAGAGCUGAAGGAGGACCUAAAGAAUGCGACUGAUUUCUGCAAAGACCUGGUGGAAUGCAUGCCAGAGCCCCCCAUUCGAACCGUCAUUACACCGAAGCUUCGCCGCAUCAUGACCUUCCUCAGGUGCGAGAGGGAGACGAGGUACCAGGCCUGCGUCAAACACGAUUACAGGAAGCGUUUGACCCAGUAUGACCUGACCGAACUCCCCGUGGUCGAUGGCGUGGAACCUCUUGACAUGCUGGUGGCGUUGAUGAGCUUUGCUGAGAACAGGAAUGAGUUCUUGGUGUACUAGAGGUGGAAUAAAGGGCUGAUGAUUU
This is a messenger RNA of Penaeus monodon (black tiger shrimp), 900 nucleotides long. RefSeq lists its product as uncharacterized. Bases 147 to 875 code for a protein of 242 amino acids. The record is from RefSeq and is a predicted model, not a curated record. Lineage: Eukaryota; Metazoa; Arthropoda; Malacostraca; Decapoda; Penaeidae. The transcript has 7 exons.